AUGCUUUCCGAAGGCGCAAGAUUGAUCGGCGAGAGCGGCAAGAGCUAUCUCGCGGUCAGCCCACUGGGCCAAAGCAACGUCUGGACCGCUGUCGAACAGAGCAAGGAUCCAAACAAACCAGUCCAGGUGGUCGUCAUCAAAGAACCCGGCGAAGUCGAUACCCAACCAGGAUGGCCCAGCUUUCAGAAUGAGAUGGUUAUGCAUGAAGUCUUCAAGGACUCACCAGCCAUCAGACAGCAGGUUGACAGGAUCCCUCCCACCAAGGCCGGCGACCCUCCAAUGAUUGUCUUGGAGAUCACCGAAACCACUCUAUGGAUCGCACGUACGAAACGGCCCAUGUCGCUUGCCGAGAUCAAGACUGUCGCCAAAGACGUCCUUGUAGGCCUGCGCGACGUGCAUGCUGCCGGCCUGGUGUACGCCGAUCUCAAGCCUCAGAACAUCAUGGUCGAUGGGUUCAACGCCGAGUCGGAAGAGAAGGACGACCAUCUCAAGGCGAAACUAGGUGACCUAGGUCUUGUCAUGGAACCCAUGAACGGCAAAGUCCAGCCCAUCACGUACCGUGCCCCCGAAGUCUACCUCAAAGGCGACAUUACCUCUCGAGUUGAUGUAUGGGGCUGGGCUCUUAUCUACUGCCAUCUGCUCGAAGCCCGCACCCGCUUCUCCAAGACCGGCCUUUACGACGAUCUCGACACCAAGAACGGAGGCAUGGUCGAAAGAGAAGACGCCGUCAAGAGCGCGUUAAUGAACGACUACAAGCUACAAAACGACCCUGUUUACGGAAACGUCCCGCUGCCCGCAAACGACCCAAGCAAACAUAAAGGCGACCAGUGGGAACUUUUGCGCCAACGUGGUCUGGAAGAUGGAGAGGUUGAUUUCCUCAGAUGGGUCUUGAAGGCUGACCCCUAUCAGCGGCCGACUGUCAACCAGAUCUUGGAGAGCGGAUGGCUGGACAGGAGUGCAGAAGAAGUGGCUGCUGGCUUCACUCCCCCAGAAUUCGAGCAUCUGGAGUACGAUCCCAAGCGUGCGACCCCAGUCGAGUUCGCUGCACAAGAAAGGCAAGAGGCUUCCAACAACGAGCAGGAUCAAGGCCAAUAUUUUCGCCAGCCCGUCCAGCAGACCAGACCCGUAAUGUCGGAGAAGCGUUUCCACAGCGCUGAAGACGAGGUACCUGUCAAGAAGAUGUACGUGCCUGACGACUCGUUGACGGCGCCGGCAGAGCAGCAGCAAGCAGGCCCUGCCUCUGCUGCCAUUCCUACCNAGCCUGCUCAGACGAGCCCGUCAGCCGUACAGCCCACCCCGUUCAAGAGCGUGGAAACAAGCUCAACCCUGCAGCCUACUCCUUUCAAAGAUGUGGGUUCCUACUUCCAGGACACUGCGGCCCCUGUUUCAUCUAGCGGCAAUGGCUCUACCCAGAGCACUAUGGCUGCUACUCCGUUCAAGAGUAUGGACACGACUGAGACCAAAUUCAUCUCCACACCUUUCACAAGCUCCACGGAGAGCAAGAUGGUUCCAACUCAAUUCACAGAUGCCAACGCCAUAAGUGACGCCUCAGCCCCUGUGCCGUCCAUGAACGUCACCCAGAGCAACCAGUCUACUACGCAAAGACCUCCCUUGAACACGACCAACACUGGCACCUUCCUGUCGUACAAAUAA
Molecule: messenger RNA, 1653 nt
Organism: Aureobasidium vineae
Lineage: Eukaryota; Fungi; Ascomycota; Dothideomycetes; Dothideales; Saccotheciaceae
Source: the annotation of a GenBank genome assembly